CUCCCACGUGUCGCACUUCACCCGUGACACCUAACAAACUCGAACCCUCUCAGCUGGACCACGCUCUCUGAAAAUUGAAGCCCUAGAAAUUAGUCUCUUCUCACCCAAAUUUCCCUCCAUGAAAUGGGACAUGGAAAUCGAAGAAAUUGAGGCGGUGCUCGAGAAGAUUUGGGACCUGCACGAUAAGAUCAGCGACGCCAUCCACUCAAUUUCGAGAGCUCACUUCCUCAGCUCUGUCAAUGCCCUGAGAAGUUCCGACAAGAAGAAGCCGCACGCCAACGACGUCGCUGUUGAUGAGAACCGGACCGGCUACGUCUACGUGAAGGACUUCCGACUCGACCACGACGAUGACUCGGCGAUUCGGGAGGCCAAGAGCCUCAAUGCGAUUCGGACCGCGCUCGAGAACCUGGAGGACCAGCUCGAGUUUUUCCAUGUAAGUUCAUGGCUUUCUAGGGCUUGUCUUGUUAGUUUCUGUUUGCUUACUUGAAAACCGUAGGAAAUUAGAAGAAUAAGCGACGAAAUGUUUGAUUGCGUCUAGUCGUUUGAGCUGUAUUAAUUAUAGAAAUUAGACAAGUCGAUAUAUAAAUGCUUACAUAAAAUAAUGGCUCAUUCGGAUUUCAAUAUUUUAAGAUAUUUGUUAGAUUUUUUGGUGGUGGUACGUGUAAUUUGGUUAGUUUCUGUUUGGUUGCUGGGAAAAUGAAAGAGAUGAAAAAUUAGUAAGCAAAAUUAAUGUGUAAUAUAUGGUUUAUGCAGUUGCAGUAUCUGAAAUUCUGUACUAAGUAGCUAAGUGCUUAUGUAGUAUGAAAACUGUUCAGCUUGGGUUCCUUCUUUCUAUGGAAUAUAAAUUUGUGCAUAGAGCAUUAAAAAGCAUAACACUAGUGCAGAGGCAAAUGUAAUUCCAAAUAUGAUCGGUGGAGAUUAGAGACACGUAGGUUUGUUAAUGUUUUCCAUAGAGCAAAAGAGAUUAUGAUAAGUAAGGGAUAAAAAAAAUGGUGAUGAAGAUUGCUGACCAUUAGGUGGCUUCUCUG
Molecule: messenger RNA, 1028 nt
Organism: Prunus avium (sweet cherry)
Lineage: Eukaryota; Viridiplantae; Streptophyta; Magnoliopsida; Rosales; Rosaceae
Source: RefSeq, a predicted model, not a curated record